Molecule: messenger RNA, 2316 nt
Organism: Lycium barbarum (goji berry)
Lineage: Eukaryota; Viridiplantae; Streptophyta; Magnoliopsida; Solanales; Solanaceae
Exons: 6
Coding region: 244-2109 (621 amino acids)
Source: RefSeq, a predicted model, not a curated record
AUUUCACUUUGACUGAGUUCUCUCUCUCUCUCUCUCUCUCUAUUUUCUUCUCUCCGUUAUUGCAGCCACCUUUACAGGAGUAUUCGUGGUGUCCACGCUCUUCAACGGUCCUUCAUCCCUUUACUCAAAAUAGUUUUUCUUUUCUCUCUCUCUCUCUCCUAAAACCCUUCAAAAAUUGUGGAGAAAAAAAAAACUGAAGUGGGGUUUUGAAAAGAGAAUUCAAGAACUCAAAAAAAAAAAAAAAUGGUGGAUAAAAGGAAGUUGCAGAAAAGGGUCUUUGUUAGUGAAGAUGAUAUAUCCACUCUCUUACAAAGGUAUACACCAAUGACAGUGUUGACACUGUUGCAAGAGGUGGAACAAGUUAAAGAUGUGAAAAUCGAUUGGAAUGAAUUGGUGAGGAAGACCACAACUGGGAUUACAAAUGCUAGAGAGUACCAGAUGUUGUGGCGCCAUUUGGCUUAUCGAAAGGGAUUGCUAGAUGACUUGGAUGAUGAUGCUCAACCUCUGGAUGAUGAUAGCGAUCUAGAAUAUGAAUUGGAAGCUUUUCCUCCUGUAAGCAGUGAGGCUUCAGCGGAGGCAGCAGCCUGUGUGAAGGUAUUAAUUGCUUCUGGGGCUCCAUGUGAUACAAAUAUGUCAAAUGGAAAUACAGUUGAAGCUCCAUUAACCAUAAACAUACCCAAUGGACAAACAUCUGGAACUGCUGCAGAAAAUUCACUCCAUGGUAUUUCAGCUUAUGGGACAAAAAUUACGGUCCCGGUUUUAGUGGAAAAGCAGCCACUUCCUUCUGUCAUGGCUUCUGAGAGUACUUUGGACACCAGUGGACCAGCUAGUGGCAACUUUCCUCCUCGGCGAAGACGAAAACCUUGGUCGGCAGCAGAGGAUAUGGAACUCAUUGCUGCAGUACAAAAGUGUGGUGAAGGAAAUUGGGCAAAUAUAUUGAAAGCGGAUUUUAAGGGAGACAGAACAGCUUCACAACUCUCUCAGAGGUGGGCAAUUAUUAGAAAGCGACAUGGGAACUUGGUCGGAAAUGACUCACAGCUGUCGGAGGCUCAGCUUGCUGCUCGUCAUGCAAUGUCCCUGGCGUUCGGGGAUAAUUUGAGAGCAGCUCGUCCAAUCAGCACUAAUGGUGGGCCAAAUUCAGGCGGUGGACUUGGUAUCUCUUCACGUUUUACUGCUGCUGAUAUUGCAUCUGGUGGUCCACAAUCCAAGCAUCAGCAAGAUUUAGUACCGUCAAAACCUAUAAUCCCAAAAAAUCCAUUACCAAAGCCUGCUAUUGUUAACCCAGAUCCAUUCGCCAGAGCUGCUGCUAUGGCUGCAAGCUCCCGCAUAGCCACCCCUUCAAGUGCUGCUGCUAUGGCUGCAAGUUCCCGCGUAGCUACCCCUUCAAGUGCUGCUCCUAUGGCUGCAAGCUCCCGCAUUGCUACCCCUUCAAGUGCUGCUGCUAUGGCUGCAAGCUCCCGCAUUGCUACCUCUUCAAGUGCUGUUGCCUCGCUGCAAAAGGCUGUACAAUCUAAAAAAGUCGUCCAUAUCAUGCCUGGGGGAACUCCAGCUGUCAAAUCGUCUGUGCCAGGUAGCACUAAUGGUUUGCCCAGUAAUGUGCAUUUCAUUCGAACUGGCCUGGUGUCCCGUCCCCCGGGCCCCUCAAAUGCCUCACAGUCUGGGACUCAGCAUUUGCAGGGGCACUCUCUAAGAUCUGCAUCGCCUGCAGUUCAACCUAAACCAACACUGGCUUUGCCUUCCAGAACAAAUGCUUCAUCCGGGACUCCCAGUACCCUUACAUCUAGAGCAGCCGGUAUCCAAGAAAAUCAAACUGUUGUGCGGCCUAAUUUAAGGGGUGAGAAAGCUGAAGUUAUUCGAGAUGCUUCAUUGGCGAAUACACCACAACAGCAGGUCCCAAAAGAUCGAACUUUUGGUUCAGGCAACUUGUUGACAGAGAAAGUUGAAGGUCAAACUUCAGUGUUAGGUGUCUCAGUGAAAGAGCUUGCAGGAGAGAGUAAAGCUUCAAGAAUUCAUGUUCAAGAAAAGCUAAUCCCAAGUCAAGAGACUCUCAGCAAUAAGAAUGAGAACACUAAAAUAGAAUUGGCAGUUAAAAACACUGUAAGAAGGUGAUUAAAGAGAGUUGAGAAAGGGCAUUGAGGUAAAGCCACAUUUGGGAACUGAGGAUGGGGAAGAGUAAACUAGAUUCACUGGCUGGACCAGAUAUGUAUGUAAUUUCCAAUCGUACCAGCUAUUUUGUGCUACAUUUCGUCCUCAACUUUGUAAAUAUGUUCUCCUAAAGUCUUGUUUAUAAUUAGGUGACAAUUCAAAAUUCUUUCA